This is a messenger RNA of Saccharomyces paradoxus, 951 nucleotides long. RefSeq names its product membrane insertase COX18 (gene COX18). Gene Ontology annotation, molecular function: membrane insertase activity. Gene Ontology annotation, biological process: protein insertion into mitochondrial inner membrane from matrix; mitochondrial respiratory chain complex IV assembly. NCBI's taxonomy places the organism in Eukaryota, Fungi, Ascomycota, Saccharomycetes, Saccharomycetales, Saccharomycetaceae. Bases 1 to 951 code for a protein of 316 amino acids. Gene Ontology annotation, cellular component: mitochondrial inner membrane. The record is from RefSeq and is a predicted model, not a curated record. The transcript has a single exon.
AUGUUAAAAAGGGUAGCCACUCGUCAAAAUGGUUUUGCGUUACUCUCGUGCAGCUCAGUCGGCCUACAGUAUGGUAGGGUCAAUCUGAGUACGAAGAGAAACUUUUCACUUUUUCAAAGUGUAGCAGACACGUUUUUAACUCUGCAUGAAGCCUCACACAUACCGUGGAUAUUACUUGUUCCUUUGGGUACCAUCACACUUAGAACCCUGGUGACACUGCCGUUCAGUAUAUGGCAGCGGAAGAGAAUCUUGAAACAGCAAGAAUUAAGGAAAUUGGUACAGCCAAUAACGCCAAUUAUUAAGCUUCGAUUAGCAGCCGUUACGAAUAAAAAGUCUAGAAAUGCCGCCAAAAUUAGUUCUAACGAUUCCUUCAUGCCACUACCACUACAGAGUCCUGACAUUCUGACCCCAGAACAAAUUACACUUUUGGCGGUGAAAGAGACAAGAAAGAGGCAGAAGAAAUUAUUCAAGAAGUACAAUGUACCAUUAUGGAAAAAUGCACUAUUGCCGAUGGUGCAAAUUCCUCUUUGGGUGACGGUUUCGAUGGGUAUCAGAACACUGACAGAGGCACAGCUUAUAGAAAUUUUUUAUCCUUCCUGGAUUUCCGUGCUGGAUUUUGGUUCUUUUGAUUUAAGCUCGCCGUUGGUAGCAAUGCCAUUGCUAGCGCCCAUCUUGGUGGGGACUUUGGCAGUAUUAAAUGUGGAACUCAAUGGCAGAUUGAUGUUCAGUUCAAGUAUGUCAUCGCAAGGUAUAAAAACGAUUUCAAGGAAUUCGACCAGGGCCCAAGAGGCAAUGACUAGUAUACUGAAUGUAUCGAGACUCGGUUGUGUGGUUAUGCUAGCAAUGUCUUCGCAAGCACCAUUCCUUCUUUCGCUCUAUUGGAUAUCAUCACAGCUAUACUCCCUAAUACAAAAUAUCAUAUUGAAUUGGAUAUAUCCUUACCAGCGAUGA